Molecule: messenger RNA, 2511 nt
Organism: Cyprinus carpio (common carp)
Lineage: Eukaryota; Metazoa; Chordata; Actinopteri; Cypriniformes; Cyprinidae
Product: low molecular weight neuronal intermediate filament-like
Exons: 4
Coding region: 306-2057 (583 amino acids)
Cellular component (GO): intermediate filament
Molecular function (GO): structural molecule activity
Source: RefSeq, a predicted model, not a curated record
CUUCAUAUUCCCUAUUGUGGGGAGGUUCCUCAAAAAUAAUUUAUGAACCAGCACCUACAGCCUUUAGCUCAGGCACUUUUAGGCCCCAUUUUGGUCCCUCAAAUGUAGCUUUUCAUUUGUACUUCUUUUGUCCUUUAUUUAUCCUCACUUUUAUUCUCUGCACGAUGACAAUCUACAUCUCCAGCGCAUGAAAAAGCAUGAGUGGCCACGAAAGCAAAGACAGUGAAUGACUGAACUCUCUCCUGGGACUCUGUCUUUUUGCUCAGGGUUGCAGGUUUCCCCCUCUACCACCGCCCCUGCGUCAGAUGAUGCUCGCGGUCUCAGCCUAUAAAAGACACCGGUGUGCCAUCCCGACCGGCACUCUCUCUCUCUCUUUCUCUGUCUUUCCACAUCCACACACCACUCACUCGAUCUGUGAUCUCGACCAUUUCAGUAUGAGUUAUUCCGGCGACAUGUACACGAGCAGCUCAUACAGGAAGAUUUUUGGAGAUGCGCCACGGCGCGUCCCCGUGGGCAGCAGCCCGUCCCGGGUGACGGUGAGUUACCGCUCUGGACCCCAGCAGCAGCACCGCACCUACGGCUCUCCAUCCCCCAUGAUUACCUCCUCAAGUUACCGGACCAAACUCGCAUCCAGCCGCGGCGGCGGCUUCCAGUCCAUGCCGGACACCGUGGACCUGACGCAGACCACCGCCAUCACCAACGAGCUGAAGAUCAUCCGCACCAACGAGAAGGAGCAGCUGCAGGGCCUGAACGACCGCUUCGUGACGUUCAUCGAGAAGGUGCACAACCUCGAGCAACACAACAAAGUUCUGGAGGCGGAGGUCGCGCUGCUGCGCCAGCGCCACAACGAGCCAUCGCGCCUGCACGACCUCUACGAGCAGGAGAUCCGCGAGAUGCGCGCGCGCGUCGAGGAGCUGACGCACGAGAAGAGCCAGAUGCACCUGGACUGCGUGCAGAUGAACGAGGCUUUGGAGCGCGUCAGGGAGAAGCUGGACGAGGAGACCCGACUGCGGAAGGAGGCCGAGAACAGCCUGAAGGGAUACCGCAAGGACGUGGACGACGCCACCCUGUCCCGCCUGGAGCUCGAGAAGAAAGUCGAGUCCCUGCUGGAUGAGAUCGCGUUCCUCAGGAAAGUGCACGAGGAGGAGCUGCAGGAGUUACAGUCGUCGCUUCAGGCCGCCCAGGUGUCUGUUGAGAUGGACGUCAGUAAGCCUGACCUCGCUGUCGCCCUGAAGGACAUUCGUGUCCAGUAUGAGUCUCUCUCCGCUCAGAACCAGCAGCAGGCGGAGGAAUGGUACCGCUCCAAGUUCACCUCUGUGACGGAGGUGGCGGCGCGCAACAACGAUGCUCUGAAGCAGACCAAGGACGAGCUGAGUGAGUACCGCCGACAGCUGCAGGCCCGCACCCUGGAGCUCGAGGCCCUGAAAGCCCAUAACGAGUCUUUAGAAAGACAGCUGGCAGAGAUGGAGGACUGCCACAACAACGACAUCGGCGAGCUGCAGGACAAUAUUCAGCAGCUGGAAUCUGCUCUGAGGAGCACAAAAGGUGAGAUGUCCCGCCACCUGCGCGAAUACCAGGACCUGCUGAAUGUCAAGAUGGCGCUAGACAUUGAGAUCGCAGCCUACCGGAAGCUGCUGGAAGGUGAGGAAUGCCGUCUGAGCUCUGUGGGCGGAGCUUUGCUACACUCCGCCUACUCUUACAUACCGAGCCGCACUUAUGCUCUGAGGAAGGGCGGAGCCAAACCCGAGACAGAGGAAGAGGAAGAACAAGAAGAGGAGGAGGAGGAGAAGGAAGAAGAAGAAGGAGAAGAGGAGGCAGAGGAAGGAGAAGAACAGGAAGAAGGAGGUGAGGAGGAAGAGGAGGAGGAAGAACAGGAGGAUGAGAAGGAAAAAGAAAAAGUAGAUGAGAAGAAGGAAAAGGAAGAAAAGAAGAGCCCAAAGGAACAGAAAGAGAAUGAGAAGGAGAAAGAGAAAGAAAAGGAGAAGAAGAGCGAUAGCAGUAAGGCAGAAAGCAAGAGUGAAAAGGGGGACAAUAACAAGAGCGAGAAGAGCAAGUAAAGCUGCGUCCGUCUGGAGCCUCCGACAAAUUCACAUCAACAUUCACAUCAACCAUCCUCUCAUCCUCGCCUCGUUUCACCGGGUGCGGCUGAUUUCAUCUGGAUCUCUGCGGGAAAGCUACGAGCCGGGAAUGAAAGGCUGGCGAGUUUUCUGUACAGCACUCAAGAAAUGAAGAGAGCGUUUGAAGUAGUUCAGACAGAUAUUUUGUCAUCAUUUACUUUCUUUCAGUAAAGAGUGUUUUCAUGCAGCGAAAGUAGAUGCUGAGUAAACCUCGUCCACGCGCCGUAUUCCAAGUCUUUUGAAGUUGUGUGAGGGUACAUCAUUUUUAUCUUCUGUUUGCUCAAAUCUUAAAGAGAUAGUUCAUUCUGUCAUCAUUUACUCACUCUCAUGUCGUUCCAAACCCUUUAGACUUAUUUCUUCUUUGAAAACACAAAUUAAAGGGGUCAUAUGACAU